GACGUUAAUUCCAUUGUAUAUAUCAUAACAAAUAUGGUAGAUGACAAACCGUUUUUUGAAAACAAAACAUUUUUGUGUUUUUAGCUGAAGACGCACAUAACAUUUAUUAUAAACAGAUCAAUUUCAAAAUAGUCAAAUGAAACACGUGGUUGCUUGCAUUUUGCUUCUUAUUAUAUUUUUGUAUACUUUUGAAUGAAGACUCAAAUUUUGAAUAACAAUAUCUUCUCAUAUAUUUCCUUACGACAAGAGUAUUCUAAUACUAAGCUAGUAGAAGCAGUUCGUUCUCGUUGUAUAUCACAAAGACUUCCUCAGGCUAUCCAAGAAAAUGAAUUGAUAUUUGGAAAUAUUGAUAAGAUAUUUGCUGCUCAAUGGCUUGAUGAGCUACAUGUGAUUUGUGGUACAAAAUGCAACAAGCUUUUAGUUCAAAAUGUCAUUUCAAAACAACUGUGGGAAAUCCCCACACUGAAAGGUUCUGGCACAACUCCUUUUCCUGAGAAGAAUUGUGGAAUUCAUAGCAUUUCAAUAAAUCCAAGUUCAACAAGACUUGCUACAGGAGCUCAAAAUCCAAAUGGAGUUGCAUUUUAUAAACUUCCUGGUAUCGAGCCAAUUGCUGUUGGAGAGUUUCACACAGACUGGUUAUUUACAUCUUCAUGGAUAGCUGAUGAUGUUAUUGCAACAGGUUCACGUGAUAAAUGCUUGGCAUUUUGGGUAUUAAAAGACAAUGAUCAAAUGGAUAAUGCAGAAUCUUCAAUAUCAUUCAUCAAGCCUGCAAAAACCAUAGAAAGAAACAAGACAUUAGACAAAGUUCGUGCAAUGACUUACAACCCUUUUUAUGAGAAUCUGACUACUAUUACAUCCAAUGGUUUUGUUCACAUAUGGGAUGUUAACAAUUUUACUCAGAUUGUGUGUCAUUCACUUCCUUUUUCAAAAGAAAAUGUAUGUAUAGCACAUGAAAAGACAAAUUUGUUGUAUGCAGUUGGUUCUUUGUCACAUGUUUCUUUACUUGAAACAAGAUCUGCAAGAGCUGUUGGUUCAUUAUGUUCAACUGAUCAAGGAGCUGGUGUACGAUCAGUCAGUUUUAACGACACUAUUGUUACAAUUGGGACUGGGUAUGGAUCCAUACUAUUUUAUGAUAUCCGUGUAAAUAAAAUGUUGGAGAAUGUUGAUGGUGUUCCGUUUUUCCAUAGAGCAGGUAGAGGCUGGCUGAGGCGUGAUUCGGUAUUUCGCGAAUUUUUUUGGGAGACAGAGUGUUAUCCAAACGCAGUCUAUGCUCAUAGCUAUCAACCAACUACAAUGAAACUUUUGACAGUAGGUGGUCCAUUAGCUCUUGGUUUGUAUGGAAAUUAUGCUGCUUACUGGGACUAAUAGAUUUUUUUUUUUUUUUUUGCAUUUAUAUAAGGUAUGCAAGAGUUUCAUUAUUUUCAAGUUGCAAGAAAGAAGAAAUUCAUUUUUUACAGUAGCGUUUAAUCUACUAUGCAUAAAUAAUGCAAUUAUGUUUUAAAUAUGUUUUUAUUUAUUCUUAUGUACAUAUAUAUAUAUAUGCAAUGUUAUUAUAUAUUAAUGAGUGAGGUGAGAGAAAAACGUGAGUGAGAAGAAGAGAUUCUUUUACAUACUUAAAAUAAAUUAUAUUUUAUGCAACGCUGUACUUUUUAAAAUAAAAUUAUUGUAAAAAAAUAUCUUUUAUACAUAAGACGUUUUAUGUUGUCAUGAAAGGGUUCGGAGUAAAAAAAACUUUUUCAGGCUUUUUCAGUCUAAUAUUUUACCGAAACAGUACCUUUACUAAAAAAAAAAAAAUGUACUUAAAUUGUUAGUUAGAACCCCUACAGACUGAGAUAAAACGGCUCUCAUAAAGCAAAUACGUAAAAAAAGAUAAACCACAAGCUUUGGCACUACAUACAUACUUUCAUGUUUAAUGGUCUGAAAAAAAAUCUUUAACAUCUUUUUCAUGGCAUACGUUAUUUAAUAAACUUGUAAUAUUACUACUACU
Messenger RNA from Hydra vulgaris (swiftwater hydra), 1987 nucleotides. Its product is annotated as DDB1- and CUL4-associated factor 12. Gene Ontology annotation, molecular function: protein binding. The record is from RefSeq and is a predicted model, not a curated record. Lineage: Eukaryota; Metazoa; Cnidaria; Hydrozoa; Anthoathecata; Hydridae.